This is a messenger RNA of Talaromyces rugulosus, 1203 nucleotides long. RefSeq lists its product as uncharacterized. Lineage: Eukaryota; Fungi; Ascomycota; Eurotiomycetes; Eurotiales; Trichocomaceae. The transcript is spliced from 2 exons. Bases 1 to 1203 code for a protein of 400 amino acids. The record is from RefSeq and is a predicted model, not a curated record. Gene Ontology annotation, biological process: regulation of transcription by RNA polymerase II. Gene Ontology annotation, molecular function: zinc ion binding; DNA-binding transcription activator activity, RNA polymerase II-specific.
AUGCCUUCGCGGCGGUUCCAUGCAAAGUCGCGCAAUGGCUGCUUCCGAUGCAAGACGCGAAAGGUUAAGUGCGAUAUCCAAAAACCGGCCUGUGGCCAUUGCUCGCGGAGGAACGAGGAGUGCGUCUUUCCAAAAGAGCCGCCGCGGCGGAGUAGCGACCUUUUGAGCGACGACAUCAGCGAAAAUGAUAUCAGCGCCGCUUUCACCGAGUCGCAUUUGAAUGACUGGGCUCCUCUGAUGACAGUUCACCCAUCGAAUCCAGACCAGUUGCUUCUCCAGAACUUUUCGUCGCGGGUGACCCGGAUCAUGUCUCACAGUCACGGCCUCCAGGAAGUAUGGGCUCUCAAAAUUACCCAGGAUGCCUAUAGCCACGCGCAUCUGAUGCACGGCAUGCUUGCUGUCUCGGCACUUCACCAUGCGCAGACAUCUACGACAUCCAAGGCCGAAGCCGACUACUAUCAAGAGUUGGCAAUCGAUCAUCACAACUACUGCGUGUCGCUCUUCCGGCCUGUGGUUACAGAAAUCAAUGCGCAGAAUUUCGACCCGCUCUAUGCCAGCUCUAUGCUAAUCCUUAUGUUUAAUGCGGUUUUUCUUGGGUCUUCAGAGAACAGUUCAUAUUCUACUCUAGCCAGCGACAUAGCCUCACUUUCCCAAUUGGCAAAGGGCGUCACAGCCAUGAGAGCUCGGGCUGGUAACAAUUCGAGACUGUAUCAACAUUAUCGUGACCUCAACGGUUCGCCCCCACCACCACUACCUGAAGGAAUCAACCGAGUCAUAUUAGCCAUUGAAAAGGCGGUCGACUGUCUACCAGACUUUGGACAUGGAAGCGACAAAAAGCCCGUGUACCUGAAAACCAUUGCCCUGCUGCGGUACACUUUUUACGGAUUUGUUCUCAACAUCGAGCACCCAGCCCUAUUAUUUGUGUGGAUUGCUAUGGCGGAUGCUAGAUAUCUCGACCUGUUGAUGGCACACGACCUUAUGGCUUUGCGCAUUCUUGCUCACUUUGGAAUUUGCUUGUUACAAAUACCAAGCGAAUGGUGUGUGAAUAACUUGGGCAAGAAUAUCGUCAAUGGGGUGAGGCGCAUAUUCGAGCCGAAAAUGGCUUGGGAUGCCCAACACAGACCGCGGGCAGCUCCAACGGGGCUAAGCCAAAAGAACACGAUCGUACUUCCCAUUCAUCGUCGAAAUGACUCGCCGUCUUGA